Molecule: messenger RNA, 1271 nt
Organism: Piliocolobus tephrosceles (Ugandan red Colobus)
Lineage: Eukaryota; Metazoa; Chordata; Mammalia; Primates; Cercopithecidae
Gene: SOX3
Product: SRY-box transcription factor 3
Exons: 1
Biological process (GO): positive regulation of transcription by RNA polymerase II; negative regulation of transcription by RNA polymerase II; brain development
Cellular component (GO): nucleus
Molecular function (GO): RNA polymerase II cis-regulatory region sequence-specific DNA binding; DNA-binding transcription activator activity, RNA polymerase II-specific
Source: RefSeq, a predicted model, not a curated record
GAUCCGAGCAGGUAUAUAAGGGGCCCAGCUAGAGCCCAGCCAGACUGUGAACGCGACCUGCUCGAGACAACGCAUCAGGUGCGAGAAGCCCGCGGGUUCCUGCUGACUUGGCGCGGAGCAUUUUGAUAAGCCUACCCUUCCCGCCGGACUCGCUGGCCCACAGGCCCCCAAGCUCCGCUCCGACGGAAUCCCAGGGCCUUUUCACGGUGGCCGCUCCAGCCCCGGGAGCGCCUUCUCCUCCCGCCACGCUGGCGCACCUUCUUCCCGCCCCGGCAAUGUACAGCCUUCUGGAGACUGAACUCAAGAACCCCGUAGGGACACCCACACAAGCGGCGGGCACCGGCGGCCCCGCAGCCCCGGGAGGUGCAGGCAAGAGUAGUGCGAACGCAGCCGGCGGGGCGAACGCAGGCGGCGGCAGCAGCGGUGGUUCGAGCGGCGGUGGCGGGGGCACAGACCAGGACCGUGUGAAGCGGCCCAUGAACGCCUUCAUGGUAUGGUCCCGCGGGCAGCGGCGCAAAAUGGCCCUGGAGAACCCCAAGAUGCACAAUUCUGAGAUCAGCAAGCGCUUGGGCGCCGACUGGAAACUACUGACCGACGCCGAGAAGCGACCAUUCAUCGACGAGGCCAAGAGACUUCGCGCAGUGCACAUGAAGGAGUAUCCGGACUACAAGUACCGACCGCGCCGCAAGACCAAGACGCUGCUCAAGAAAGAUAAGUACUCCCUGCCCAGUGGCCUGCUGCCCCCCGGUGCCGCCGCCGCCGCCGCCGCUGCUGCGGCCGCAGCCGCUGCCGCUAGCAGUCCGGUGGGCGUGGGCCAGCGCCUGGACACGUACACGCACGUGAACGGCUGGGCCAACGGCGCGUACUCGCUGGUGCAGGAGCAGCUGGGCUACGCGCAGCCCCCGAGCAUGAGCAGCCCGCCGCCACCGCCAGCGCUGCCGCCGAUGCACCGCUACGACAUGGCCGGCCUGCAGUACAGCCCCAUGAUGCCGCCCGGCGCUCAGAGCUACAUGAACGUCGCUGCCGCGGCCGCCGCCGCCUCGGGCUACGGGGGCAUGGCGCCCUCAGCCACAGCCGCCGCGGCCGCCGCCUACGGGCAGCAGCCCGCCACCGCCGCGGCCGCAGCUGCGGCCGCAGCCGCCAUGAGCCUGGGCCCCAUGGGCUCGGUAGUGAAGUCUGAGCCCAGCUCGCCGCCGCCCGCCAUCGCAUCGCACUCUCAGCGCGCGUGCCUCGGCGACCUGCGCGACAUGAUCAGCAUGUACCUGCCACCC